Messenger RNA from Aspergillus ibericus CBS 121593, 691 nucleotides. RefSeq lists its product as uncharacterized. NCBI's taxonomy places the organism in Eukaryota, Fungi, Ascomycota, Eurotiomycetes, Eurotiales, Aspergillaceae. The transcript has a single exon. The record is from RefSeq and is a predicted model, not a curated record. Bases 240 to 599 code for a protein of 119 amino acids.
GCGCAGGCGUGUUCUUCAUUAUUUCCUGGGUGUUGGUUCGUUCAGCAUAGCGUGAGAAGAAAAACGCCUUGAUUCUUCUUGCAUUGCAUUGGGAAUGGUUACGUAUUAUGCAUUGCAUUACUCCAGUUUUCUCGAGUCCAUAUUAUCGAUGGAUUAGGUUGUUUCCUUUCAUCUCGUGCUUCUUCUACUCGACAUGAUACCCCCGGCGGUGCAUUUACCCAGUUCGUUAAUAUCACUGCAUGCGUCGGCGCUGGCGCGGAUGCUUUGUCUUAUGGAGUGGUGGGCACUGGCUGCAUUGGUUACCAUUGCACUCGACUACUGUCACAUUUUAUCUCUGUGCUUAUUCAGUGUAUCUAGUAUUUAGCAUAAUCGGGCAAUCAUUCAAUGCUGGAAUAGACUGGACAAGUAAGAUGAAUAAGUCAAUUAGUAGAAUAGGAUGGAGGGAUUCAAUCAAGAAUCUUAUUGAUCAAAGAGAUAAAGAAAUAGAUAAAAGAAGAAAAAUGUUGGCAAAGAAAACCAACUCUAAAGACGCCAUUGCCCAUUACCCCAACUCCGUCCAAACCAGGUAUUCGGCCUAUUUCAAUUCGCUCAGUUCAUGAACAACCCAGGUGGAGAGCAUUGCACCCUGGUAGAUCAAGUCAAAUAAAUCAAAAUCAAAGCGUAAUUAGCUCCCAGGGAGCCGAGAAAAGCA